GGUGGCCUUGACACGGUGAUAGGGUUACCACGCUGGAACAGAAAUGGCAUCGAUAGCGACCAAACUCGGAACUUUAACCCGUAAUUUCUCAGUGAAUUCAACUAAGAAUUUUGUCCGACAUUUCUCAGUAUCAAGACAAUGCCUAAAAGCCAAGCUUAUCGAUGGCAAAGCUAUUGCCAAGCAAAUGCGCCAAGAAGUCAAAGAAGAGGUGGAGCAGAUGUUAGCAGCUGGUGAGAGGCGGCCCCAUCUCAGUGUCAUCAUUGUGGGAGAAGACCCCGCUAGUGCUACUUAUGUUAAGAACAAAAUAAAAGCUUGUGAAGGUGCUGGGAUAACCAGUGAAACUGUGCGACUUCCUCCAGAGGUGACAGAAGGAGAACUCUUAGCCAGAGUGAAUGAUUUUAAUAAUGACAGUGAUGUUGAUGGAAUUCUUGUACAAUUGCCAGUACCGAAGCAUAUUAGUGAACGGGCUGUUUGUAAUUCUAUUAUUCCGUCCAAGGAUGUUGAUGGAUUCCAUGUGAUAAAUGUUGGAAGAUUCUGCACAGAUCUGGAUGCCCUUAUACCGGCAACACCUGCUGGAGUUAUGGAAAUGAUUAGGAGGUCUGGUAUUGAAACCUUUGGAAAGAAUGCUGUAGUAUGUGGCCGCUCAAAAAACGUUGGUAUGCCAAUAGCUAUGCUGUUACAUUCUGAUGGUAUUGGGGAAACAGAUGCUGGUGAUGCUACUACUACAAUUUGCCACCGUUAUACUCCACCGGAAGAGUUGGUAAGAUUCACCAAGUCUGCAGACAUCCUUGUGGUAGCCUGUGGUAUUCCUGGCCUAAUCAAGGCUGACAUGGUAAAAGACGGUGUCGCAGUGAUUGAUAUUGGUAUCAACCGGGUGAAAGAUGAGAAGACUGGCAAAUUCAAGCUUGUUGGUGAUGUGGAUUUUGAUGGUGUCUCGGAGAGGGCGAGUUACAUUACACCUGUUCCCGGUGGUGUUGGGCCAAUGACUGUGGCCAUGCUUAUGAAGAACACACUAAAAGCCCGCAAAAAGGUUAUAGGUUACUGAAACAUUGGAGAAUUGUAGUAUCUGUGAUCACAAGAAUGCGGACAGAGAUGAUAACUUGGCUUGUUGGAGGAUAUGUAUGCAUGGUGAUGUUUGCCACAUGUUGGAUGUAUUUAUAUCAGUUUCUACUCUUGCAUAUAUGUGAACUUUUCAGAAGUCCUUUUCAAAACGCUGACUACCAAAUGCUCUACUUGAUCCUUGCUUGAAUUCAGUUUCUGAUACUAUCUUUGCUGUGAGCAAUGGUCUUUCAGAGCAGUGAUCUUGUGUGCACAUCUGGAGUCAUUUUAUAGCCAAGUUGUUUCCAAAUCCAACUUGUUUGGCAUAAAGUUUAUGCUACGUGUUACUGUGGAAUUUGACAGUAUUUUUGUAUGGACGACUCGCAAGCACUUAAUCACAGUUUUUCGCAAAUGGAGCAGACUGGUAUGGUGAAUUGAAAGGACAAGUUGUAGUGUUAGUAUACCAGUAAUUUAUCCUGAGUGAAUUCGACCAAAAAUAUUGUCUGCUGGAAGCAUGUUCUGGUUAGAUUCUUAAGAUGCUGAUUUUGUAAAAUUAGAAAAAAUGUUGGUUGAUAAUACGCAUUGUAUGGUUAAUUAGUGUAGAAAGAGUGAAAUAACAAGGCCUUGCACUGAAUAUGUAGUACAUGUAGAUCCUUUCUACACCGGAAACAAUAAGUUUCCCAUGCACAGAAGCGCCUUACAAACAAGCUACCUGCUCUUUAAAUCGCAUGUGAAAAUAAUCUCAUUUGCGGUGGUCAGCACAGGUUUCUGCAACAAGGAUCAGUGGUCACUGCGAUGAAUAUCAUACCCAGCAAAGGAAUGCAUACAUUUAACCCUCUGAAUCUGACAUUCACAUUGAAAAGAGAACUCUCGCUUUAUCGACCUUAGAAUGAUCAUGAAUACAAUGGACUUAUAGUCAAGCCCCACCCCAUCUGGGGCUGACUGGGAAGUUGAUUUGGCCUUGUCAUUCACAUUAUCAUGACACAAUGAAUAAAAAUUAAAACUUUUAUUAUGAUAUGAGUUUGAAUUUAAGUGGGGAGAAAAAAAGCUGCAUUUUCUUUUGGAGAAAGAUUUGUUCUGUGUGGAGUUGUGGAACCUCAGCUAAUUCAGAUUUCUGCCACAAUAAUUUACAUGAUUUUGCAGGUUCAUGGUAAAAUUGGAAGAUACUUUGGGUGCACAAUUGGUGCAGUUAACUCCUUUCUUUUCGACCUAUGAAUUCGUAUAACUGACUUCGUUUAUGUGAGGUCAUCUUAACAGCUUGUGUUUGUGGGUACUUUGUAAUUCAUUGGAUGAUGCAAUAAAAUAUAUAAUGAUCU
This is a messenger RNA of Lineus longissimus, 2354 nucleotides long. RefSeq names its product bifunctional methylenetetrahydrofolate dehydrogenase/cyclohydrolase, mitochondrial-like. Gene Ontology annotation, molecular function: methylenetetrahydrofolate dehydrogenase (NADP+) activity; methenyltetrahydrofolate cyclohydrolase activity; methylenetetrahydrofolate dehydrogenase (NAD+) activity. The transcript has 6 exons. The record is from RefSeq and is a predicted model, not a curated record. Bases 44 to 1045 code for a protein of 333 amino acids. Gene Ontology annotation, cellular component: mitochondrion. Gene Ontology annotation, biological process: tetrahydrofolate interconversion. Lineage: Eukaryota; Metazoa; Nemertea; Pilidiophora; Heteronemertea; Lineidae.